Messenger RNA from Actinia tenebrosa (Australian red waratah sea anemone), 1493 nucleotides. RefSeq lists its product as uncharacterized. The record is from RefSeq and is a predicted model, not a curated record. Lineage: Eukaryota; Metazoa; Cnidaria; Anthozoa; Actiniaria; Actiniidae.
CGAAAAACGUGCGGAGGCUCAGGCUUAUAGCUUACUUGGAGAGAUAUAUAUUUCCUUGGAGAAAUACGAUGAUGCCAUUCAAAAUUUCAAGCAAUGCAUCGAUAUCGUGAAGCGUUUUCGUUUCGAGAAGAAACCAGCGGUAAAUGCUUUUUUGUAUCUAGGAAAGAUAUAUGAGACACUGGAUCAGUAUAAUGAUGCAGUGCAUUACUAUAAGAAAUGCAUCGACAUGGCACAAGAAACUGGCGAGAAAAAGAUUGAAGCACAAGCAUGUCUAGGUCUUUCGUGUUUAUACCGGACAUUAGUUGAUAAGGAAAGCAUGGAUAAUGCCAUCCAAUACKGUAACAAAGGCCUGAAGAUCUSUCAAGAAAUUGGSGACAAAAAUACUGAGAUGGACGGAUAUCAUUGUCUCGCUCAUGCAUAUAUAGACUCGAUGCAGUUGAAUGAAGCGUCUUUGAGUAUGGAUGCUGGCAUGGCGAUUGCUACAGAGCUUGGAGACAAAGAAGCUGAAGAAAACUUCAAUGUAAUUCGUUCUAGUCUUUAUUGCACAGUUGGUUUGCAAAACAAGGUUGAUGCACCCUUAUUAAAGGAAUUAAUAGAGGUACCAACAUGUUCUGAAGAUGCGCUAUUACAGGAUCUUGACCAAGCAGUCAAGACAGGCGAUAAAAAGAAGGAAUCCAGAGCUUUCAUGAGGCUUUACAAAUUUUAUCGUUCUAGAAAAGAAUAUGUAAAAACAAUCAAUUGCCUACAGCUGUUUAAAGAGAUGAACGUUGAUUGUUCUGUGAACUUGUUCUGUAUCACAGAAAUGGGAAACUUGUAUCAUUUGAUGGGUCAGAAUGACAUGGCUUUACACAAUUUCGAACAAGGGCUACCUACUGCUGAGUCUUGCUCUGUUACUGGGCAGCUAUCCCUAUUCUAUCAUGGCUUUGGUCAAUUAUUGUGUUCAUUGAACAGAGAACUGAUCUUGGCAGAACAUUAUCUAAGAGAAGCUAUACGAUGCUUUGAAGCGACCUUUACCACACUUGGUAGUCGUGAGGAAUUCAAGAUCUCCAUAUUUGACGAAUAUAUCGAUAGUUAUAAGCUGUUGGCAAUACUGUUAAUCACAGGCAAACAGAUCGAGGAAGCGGUUUUAGUGUUAGAUCGUUGUCGUGCAAGAGCCUUGAAAGAUCUUAUGAUGUCAAACUUCAAGAUGGAACAAGAGGAGAGCAAUGACGAACACCUAGAGUACAGCGAUGUUUUGUCUCUGGUCUCAAGAAAUGACUUCAGCAUUGCCUUUUACACAAUUUGUUUUGAUGCUUUGCUGAAGUUUUUUAUUGGAGGGGAGACAAAUUCGCAUUAUUCACGUUGUCCUAAUCAUUCCCUUCAGAUAGACGUCGAUAGGUCGUUUAAGGAAAUGGGUGUUGGUGAGGUGGUUGACUGUGAGAACAGGUCCUUGGACAAAGAAGAAGAUAUUCAAAAAUAACAACGAAGAAGCAAAGAAGAAUACGAGGCACUUU